Hypoxylon trugodes is the source of this 2358-nucleotide messenger RNA. Its product is annotated as endoplasmic reticulum mannosyl-oligosaccharide 1,2-alpha-mannosidase. The coding region runs from base 502 to 2277 and encodes 591 amino acids. The record is from RefSeq and is a predicted model, not a curated record. Gene Ontology annotation, molecular function: mannosyl-oligosaccharide 1,2-alpha-mannosidase activity; calcium ion binding. Gene Ontology annotation, biological process: N-glycan processing; carbohydrate metabolic process. The transcript has 3 exons. NCBI's taxonomy places the organism in Eukaryota, Fungi, Ascomycota, Sordariomycetes, Xylariales, Hypoxylaceae. Gene Ontology annotation, cellular component: endoplasmic reticulum; Golgi membrane.
GGUCUUACGAGAUAUGACAUAGUGAACCACACUGAGACCUGCGCUGUGGAGAAAAAUUCAGGGGCGUUCCAGGGGCCAAGGUGGCUAAUUCAAACCACUUUUUUGGUAGAUGACUAUCAAACGAAGCCCUAAGGGAUUGUUAAUCACUUUUGAAUGUGAUUAUUUGAUUUGAUUUGUUGCAAUCGCUGUCAGUUCUGCUACGCGAAAGGAUUUCGAGAUGACUAUCAGACGAUCCGAGUGUCUAGAAAGAAGCCAACUGUUGCUUGGCAAAUGUUCAUUGCUUGGUAGUUGCCUUUUCCCGACCCGUUUAUCCACCUGGGGCUCGUGAUUAAUGCUGUUGGUUAUGUGUUCGUCGCUAUUUUCAGUAACAUAGGUGGUCGCGUCUGAAUUCGUAGAAACAAUUUACUGAUGUUUUUCCAAUAUUUACAUUUUUCCUUGGAUUUUUAUUUACCCUUGAGUUCGCCUGCGACCGCUGCGUAAGUAAAAAUCUGCGAAUUUACCAUGCAACGCCAAGCUCGUAAGCAUAGGCGAACUCUAGUUCUCAUAACCGGUGCCCUUGUAAUAUGGUGGAUGUUAUCGGCUUCUCUCAAUGGCUUAUGGGGCUCAGAAUUCUCCAGGCUUGAGCGACACAUGAAUCAUGGAGUUUCCUCUGCUGCUUCCAUACUGAGAAAAAGCAGCUUCGACUGGAGCAAUGUACCGUUUCGGUACCCUCAGAAGAGGGAGGAAAUGAUUGGUUUGCCAAAAGGGAAUGGGCGCAGGAUGCCAUCUGUCCAGGCUAAAUUCCGAUCUAAGACGUCUUCAGAGAAGCAGAUUGAAGAUACGCGGCGGCACGAGGUUAAGAAAAUCUUUGUCGAUGAUUGGAAGGCGUACAGAAAGUACGCGUGGAUGAAAGAUGCGCUAAUGCCAAUUUCCGGAGGCUAUCGCGAUCAAUUUAGCGGAUGGGCGGCUACUCUGGUCGAUUCACUUGACAGCCUGUGGAUAUUGGGACUUAGGGAGGAAUUCGAUGAGGCCGUGGAUGCUGUCGCCAAGAUAGAUUUCGGGCAUUCUACUUCUGGCAGAGUCAACACUUUCGAAACGAACAUCCGGUAUCUAGGAGGCCUGCUCGCCGCUUACGAUCUUAGCAAGCGAGAAGUCUUGCGCAUGAAAGCCAUUGAGCUUGGCGAGCUACUCUAUGGGGCUUUCAACACGGAGAAUCGAAUGCCAGUGGAUUUCAUCGAUUUUCAAGCCGCAAAAACAGGGAAAGGUCUCGUCGUUGAAGGCUCUGUCGUGUCAGCGUCUCCGGGGACCUUGUCCCUUGAAAUGACUCGACUUUCUCAGAUUACCGGUAACCCUAAGUACUAUGACGCGGUCGCAAGGGUUAUGGACGUCUUUUAUGAAGGCCAGAAUAAGACAUUACUUCCAGGUCUUUGGCCAACGUUUGUGUCAAUGAGUAACCAGGAUGUUACAUCAGGAAGUUGGUACACGCUUGGUGGAUGCGCCGACAGCUUGUACGAGUAUCUCCCCAAGGAACACGCGCUUCUCGGGGGCACGGAGCCGAAAUAUGAGACAAUGUCCAAGGGGUUUCUAGAAGCUGCCCAGGGUACACUCAUAUUUAGACCCAUGAUACCUAACAACGAGCCGAUACUCAUCGCGAGUAGCGCCAAUGUGAUGACUUCAGGCGAGAUCAUUUCGGACGAAGAAACCGAACAUCUCGCCUGCUACCUCGGUGGCGUAUACGCCCUGAGCGGAAAGCUGUUUAACAACCCGGAUUAUAUCACCAUCGGCGGGAAGUUAACAUCUGGAUGUGUUUAUGGGUAUCGCUCAUUCCCGACCGGGAUGAUGCCCGAACGAGUAAACAUGGUACCUUGCAAAUCAUAUGAUGACUGCAAGUGGGAUGAGACGCGAUACAAUCAAGCAAAAAAGAAGCGACCAGAAUGGAAAGCUCACCUUCCACUUGGUUUUACCAGUGCCAAGGACCCUCGCUACAUCCUUCGACCGGAGGCUAUCGAGAGUGUCCUAAUCAUGUACCGCGUCACUGGUCAUCCCGUCUGGCAGGACUUAGGAUGGGACAUGUUCACAGCUGUCGUAAAUGGGACGAAGACUGAGAUGGGCACACAUGCCGCUGUCCAAGACGUGACUAGAGCUGCCAAGGUCCUCCCGCAUGAGGACUACAUGGAGAGUUUUUGGUUGGCCGAGACUUUGAAGUAUUUCUACUUGCUCUUCUCGCCGCCGGAUGUUAUAAACCUUGAUGACUAUGUCUUCAAUACCGAGGCGCAUCCUUUAUUGAGAUCUAAAUGAUUGCAGCAUACAUCAUUAUGAGUGGGGCGUAAAAUGAAUGGGGGGAAUAGUAAGUGACCGCGAUAGGUCCGUUUAGAAAUU